AUGGAUGACGGCGAUAGAACAAUAAUUAUCCUCGCGCUAGGUGGCUCCUUGAGGGAGGUCGGAGCUGCGAGUGCGAGGAAGCGGACGAGGGCGGUGGCGUCGGGUGAUAACGAGGCUGAUUGUGAUACCUCAGACACUUCUCCUCAUUUAACCUCCUUAAUACAUCUCCUGCUCCUCCACCUGCGCCGCCUGUCACGCUCCGCCAGCAGAAUACAAGUCCCCGCGUGCCGUGAGACGCAGAAGGCGCCGCUGGAGACUCCUGCUGGAGAAUUAAAGAAGAAAACGUCGGCAGGUGAGGGUGGGAGGAGACGGCGGACCACACACGUCGGUACAUCGUCCGCACCGCCAUGGAACACCGGCUUCGAUUUGCUCCUCGCGUUCCUCUCGUGGCGGGACGCGGCGGGCGUCAGCGAGGGUCGGCGCGGCGGCCUCCCCUUCAGCGUGCCUGGCGUGGCGGGAGGGAUGGAGACACCCGGGAGACAGGCGGCCGUUGGUCCUCAUCGCUGGCAUCUCCUCUACUGCAGUACGUGUGGCUGAGGUGCGGGACUUCCCAAGAUGGCAGAGAGGGCGAGACCUGGAGGGAGCCUUGAGUUACAAAGAUGAAGAUGAACCUUCCACAUCCACGCCCACACACCCACCAAGGAUUCCUUUAAUGCCGUCAUUAUCCUCUCCCACAUGGCCAAGCUAUCAUUCACUCUGGUUAAGGAAACAAACCUGGAAAUGCCUUAUACAUUUUAUUGUUGCAUAUUAAUAAGGUAUUUAUUUAGAAAACCAAGGAAUAUGCCAGAGGUAGUGGUAGAGGAGUGCUGGACAGCACACACUCCACUCUUUGAGAAAGGUGAUGAUGCUAAACUUUAUAACUUGAUAAUGUGUGAACUUUAUACAAAUGAACAUUAGAGAAAUAAGCACUACUUAAAAACUAGGCCAG
Molecule: messenger RNA, 928 nt
Organism: Portunus trituberculatus (swimming crab)
Lineage: Eukaryota; Metazoa; Arthropoda; Malacostraca; Decapoda; Portunidae
Exons: 4
Coding region: 1-537 (178 amino acids)
Source: RefSeq, a predicted model, not a curated record